AUGGGUACAGGUAUCCAGGUCACCUCCCCGUGUGAUUCCCGUCCUCGCCUCCUCCCCGGCGCCCAGCUCCCGGACUCGGCGGCCCGGCCGUACUCCUGCACCGACUGUCACCGCAGCUUCCUGCGCAAGUCCCACCUGACCAGCCACCAGCGGACCCACCGCGGGGAGCGGCCGUACCCCUGCGAGGUGUGCGGGAAGAGCUUCCAUUACCGCCACCACCUGGUGGGCCACAAGCGCAUCCACACCGGGGAGACGUUGUAUUCCUGCCAAUACUGCGGCAUCAAAUUCAACCACAAAGGGAACUACCAGACCCACACCCGCCUCCACACGGGCGAGCGCCCCUUCUGCUGCGACCGGUGCGGGAAAAGCUUCAACCGCAAGGCGGACCUCAUCACGCACUGCCGCAUCCACACCGGGGAGCGCCCCUUCACCUGCGCCGAGUGCGACAAGAGCUUCAGCCGCAAGCAGCACCUGGUGAUCCACCGCCGCCGGCACACCGGAGAGACCCCAUUCACCUGCGACCAGUGCGAUCAGAGCUUCGCCCACCGCAAGGCGCUAAUGAGGCACCAGGAGGUGGUUCACUCCACGCAGAGGCCGCACAGCUGUGCCGAGUGCGGGAAGGGGUUCGCCUGCCACUCCCACCUCCUCGCUCACCAGCGAGUUCACCAAAAUGGCGCGGUGGGCGGGGAGAAGCCGUUCUCAUGCGAUCAGUGCCGCCGGAGCUUUGUGGCGCAGCCCCACCUGCACGCCCAUCAGAAGUCGCACAACAAAAGGGGCGGGGAGCGGCCGUUCGCCUGCGCCGACUGUGGGAAAGGGUUCAGCAGCCGGCAGUACCUGAGCCGCCACGAGAAGAUCCACACCGGAGAGCGCCCCUUCCGCUGCGACGUGUGCGGAGACAGCUUCAUCCAGAAACCCAACCUGGAGCGGCACAAAGGCAUCCACAGCGGGCAGCGCCCCUUCCCCUGCACCGUGUGCGGCGGCACCUUCUUCCGCAAACACAACCUGGUGCGACACCAACGCAUCCACACCGGAGAACGCUUACAUUUCAGCUGUAAGGUGUCACAGCCCGUCACGUCUCCGCAGGCGGGGCAAGGCGGCUGUCACAGUGGGGUGGGGCCGCUGGAAAAUCCCUGUAAAAAUGUCUGCUGUAACCGCACACGCUCCGAGCAAUGA
Molecule: messenger RNA, 1173 nt
Organism: Rana temporaria (common frog)
Lineage: Eukaryota; Metazoa; Chordata; Amphibia; Anura; Ranidae
Product: gastrula zinc finger protein XlCGF8.2DB-like
Exons: 2
Coding region: 1-1173 (390 amino acids)
Biological process (GO): regulation of transcription by RNA polymerase II
Molecular function (GO): DNA-binding transcription factor activity, RNA polymerase II-specific; RNA polymerase II cis-regulatory region sequence-specific DNA binding
Source: RefSeq, a predicted model, not a curated record